GACAGCUUAUGUAAAGAGAUUCCCAUCGAUCUCCAGCAGUUCUGAAGUAUUUUUGUGCAAAGACUCACACCUGGAAGGCGAGGGAUAUCCGUAACCCAAAAUGAUGACCAUUCGUCCGCUGUUGACGAAGGCACUGUUGCUGCCGUCAGCCAACGGUGCCACUCAAAUACUUCGAUCAAAGGCAACUCUUCCGGUGGUGGAGAAGGAUAAGCCAGAAAAGGUUUCCUACUCACCGUUCGGCACCAAACAGUCGAACUGGGCCGACUGGACCGUCGCCCGGCUGGAUGAUGUGCUGAACUGGGGUCGCAAGGGUUCCAUCUGGCCGCUUACGUUCGGUUUAGCCUGCUGCGCCGUGGAGAUGAUGCACAUCGCCGCCCCGCGAUACGAUAUGGAUCGUUUCGGCGUGGUAUUCCGUGCCUCACCCCGCCAGGCGGACGUCAUUAUCGUUGCCGGUACGCUUACGAACAAAAUGGCACCGGCUUUACGCAAGGUUUACGAUCAGAUGCCGGAACCGAGAUGGGUGAUCUCGAUGGGCAGCUGUGCGAACGGCGGUGGUUACUAUCACUACUCUUACUCGGUUGUGCGCGGUUGUGACCGUAUCAUCCCUGUCGAUAUCUACGUGCCAGGAUGUCCGCCAACUGCCGAGGCUCUGUUGUACGGUGUAUUGCAACUCCAAAAGAAGGUGAAACGUAUGAAGACGCUGCAGAUGUGGUAUCGCAAAUAAGCAUGCCUUGUCGACUCCGCGUAUCCAUCGCAAUAAAAAUGUAGAAUAUAUUUAAUCGAUUGCAAACGUUUCUUUUAGUUUUCAAUUUAAGUACUAUGUAUGCGUCCUUUUACAUAUGAUUACAGGCAUCUAUGGUGAAUGUUCCCUGCUUGGAACGUAAUAAAUUUUAACGCCAAAUACAAUACUCUUG
Molecule: messenger RNA, 914 nt
Organism: Anopheles coustani
Lineage: Eukaryota; Metazoa; Arthropoda; Insecta; Diptera; Culicidae
Gene: ND-20
Product: NADH-quinone oxidoreductase subunit B 2
Exons: 2
Coding region: 101-724 (207 amino acids)
Biological process (GO): aerobic respiration; mitochondrial respiratory chain complex I assembly; electron transport coupled proton transport
Molecular function (GO): NADH dehydrogenase (ubiquinone) activity; 4 iron, 4 sulfur cluster binding; quinone binding
Source: RefSeq, a predicted model, not a curated record